AUGUCUGAGCUCACCGACGAGGACUGGGCCUCUCUACUCGGGGAAGAUGCUAUACCUGGCCUGAACGAUGCAGAUGAGGACUCCAGUGAUGAGGAAGACUCUGAUGAUGAUGAUCCUAUGCCCCUCCGCUCACAGUCCCCAACCAUAUCGGAGGAGCCUCCAGCACCAGAUAACACACCUCAGCGUGUCAAGCAGGCCCUCGCUCAUUUGUCUGACCUGGGGCUCGACUUUACAACAUUUGUGGAUGCAGUUCUUUGGGGAAAUGAAGCCUGCCGUCGUGACAGCAUGAUUCGCGGCACUCGUACAAACUUUAUGAACAGUCCAGCAUUUCCAAAUAUUCUCACUCGACUAUGGGACCCACCUCGGGCGCAGAAAGACCGACCGGCACGGCUGGUGAUGGAGAAUUUUGUGCAGCAGGCAUGGUCAGACUUGUUGGUCCGAGAGCUCAAUGGAUUAGCAUCAUUUUUCUCGUCCAAGAAGGGAGACGAUGUGACUGUCAAAGCCCUAACAAGCCUCAACUUCAACAAGCUUACAGCAGAGGUUCAAGAGAAAGCCCCUCAUCUCUGGAAGGCGCUUUUGACGCUCGCAGUGUCAGAAGAUCAGAAGCGGAAUACUCACAAAAAUCCCUCAAAAACAAUCGUGAUGAUUCUUGCUAUGCUAUCGUACUCUCGUUCACACAAACGGAACCUCUUCCAAAAAGCUCUCUCCGUUUAUGCCAAGUUUCGAGGGUUAUCUGCGAAAGCAUUCGAGGCAUUUCAUGCAAUGGGAAUCCUGAUGUCCUAUAAGUGGACAACAGACUCGGUUGAGAGUAUUUCGAAGGCGUCGAUGGAGGAGGUGGUUCAGCUGUUGAAGGUCUUCCAGUGGAUCCUAUCUUAUGAUAACAUCCAGCUGGCAUUCCGAGUCUUUUCUCAGCGGCUCGAUAACCUGGGCGAAUUCGGGAGUGGAUGUGCCGCUACAAAGUCAAUCGCGCCUUUCAAGUCCAUCGAGCAAAAGGGAAUGCUGAAUCCAAUCACUGUCGGUGACGUUCUUGAAUUGUCUCAAAAGCAUCAAGCAUCUAUCGAAGCUCGCAUGAUCUACCACACACUCCAAUUCCUUCUCCAAAGCACCGACUUUAACCUCGGAGCCUAUCAGCACCGCGAGAGCGAAAUCCUCAAAGCUCCCGAUUGGCUAGACCCACUUCCCGCAGGCAAAGAGCAUACUGCAUCACAGUACCUGCUUGGUAGCGUCAAUAUCACCGAAACAAGUUACGACGAUCAUGUCAAACUCAUUGUGGAAUGGCUGAAGCAGCUCGGAAUUGAGGUACCUGAAGAGCAGAAGAAGUUGGGAUUAGAGAAGCUGAUUGCCUGGUGCGGAGACCAACUGACCAUCGAUCGCCUUCGAGGCCUUUGGCGUUUCCGAGCUGGAGAUUCGAAUUCAUUUGAUCGUCUUGACUGGAUGCUGACAGUUUUUGGCUGGUUUCAUCUUCAGAUGGCUUACGCACAGUCAAUCUUCAAGCAAUACCUCGGAACUACCAAAGGCGAGGGCUUGCGAAAGGCUUUCUCCACGUUGAAGCGCCGUGGCCUCCAGACAGCCUCAAUCAAAGGCCCAUUCCACCAGUCUCUCGAGGAGGCCAUCUACCAUGUCACCGAAGCCCAUCUUCUCGUUGAAUGGAAACGAGCGGGACAAGUGUCAUCAUUGCGUGAGCUGCAAAGCAAGUCUCCGACAGAGCUGAAGAAGAUGGCGACAACAAUAGUAGCUGAGCGAGCAUCCACGGAUGCUCUCAAUAAACUCGCAUUUGAAUGGGAUGACGACAAGGCAGUGAUCGACGAGGGCCUCCGCCAGUCGAUUAUGUAUAAUCGGGAUGCAUUGCAGUAUAUCGUGCUCGACGAAGCUAUCAAGAAUGGCGAUGUCGGGAUGAUGGAGGCACUCUUGCCAACACUACUCUUCCGCUUCAUCGGUGGUGGGAACAAAAAAUACCAGGUUGAAGUCUUGGAAUUGCUCCAGGGACUCGAGCGAGAAUGGACACUGGAAGUGAAGCAGUUUAUUCGCGAAAAUUGCUGGGUCGUCAAUUUUGUCGGUCGUCGCAACUCCCAUGUACCUAUCGACCAGGCACAAGAGCAUAACAUCAAGGAUAUCAAGGUAACAUACCGCUCCGAGGGCUUCAAGAUCAACUGGUCGUACUUGAAGAAACUCCAUCCCGCUAUACCAGUCAUUCGGGCUCUCUGCGAACACAUGGAACAUGAGUUCGGGACAGAUACACGAGGCAAAAAACAUUCCGCACCACGAAAGGAUCAAGAUGUUGCUGCACUCCAAAAGUUGUUUGAAGACUCAACGCUCCAUGAAUAUGAGGCAGGCCGUAAAAUCACAGGCAAUGACAAGUCCGUGGACUACUAUGAAAAGGGUCAAUUGACAUGGACGGAAGGGAAGGUGACAGAGAAGUGGCUCGACGGCCGCAACUUUGAGAGAUCGACAGCUGAGCUUUGGAAUUGA
Molecule: messenger RNA, 2469 nt
Organism: Mycena indigotica
Lineage: Eukaryota; Fungi; Basidiomycota; Agaricomycetes; Agaricales; Mycenaceae
Exons: 4
Coding region: 1-2469 (822 amino acids)
Source: RefSeq, a predicted model, not a curated record